This is a messenger RNA of Myxozyma melibiosi, 1244 nucleotides long. Its product is annotated as sphinganine hydroxylase. Bases 195 to 1100 code for a protein of 301 amino acids. NCBI's taxonomy places the organism in Eukaryota, Fungi, Ascomycota, Lipomycetes, Lipomycetales, Lipomycetaceae. Gene Ontology annotation, biological process: sphingolipid biosynthetic process. The transcript has a single exon. Gene Ontology annotation, cellular component: endoplasmic reticulum membrane. The record is from RefSeq and is a predicted model, not a curated record. Gene Ontology annotation, molecular function: iron ion binding; sphingolipid delta-4 desaturase activity.
GUUAUGCCAUAAAACAUCACGUGGUUCGGUGGCGUUGUCUCGAUGGGAAUUCGAUCUUUGAUAUUUAUUUACCGGUGCUUGUUGCCGCUUCUCUGCUUUUUUGUUUUCUAUAUUUUGGUUGUUUGUUUGCUUGUUGGUUGGCUGUGUGUCUUCUACAGUUGAUUUUUAUCGUGCACAUACAGCGCUUCUCAUAGAUGAUGAACUACUCGUCGGCAGAGCUGUUCCGCAGCUCGCCGCCUCCGACCUUUGAGCUCCACGAGCGGGCACGACUCGUUCCGAUAAUGGAGGACAAGUACCUCGCGCUCUUCCUGACGGUCGCGAUUUACUGGGUGGCCUCGUGUUUCUUCCACCUGAUCGAUGCCUACGACCUGCUACCGCAGUACCGCAUACACACGCCGGCCGAGGUCACGUCGCGCAACAAGGUCACGGUCUACGAGGUCAUGCGCGACGUGCUGCUGCAGCAGGUCGUGCAGACGAUCGUCGGCAUCACAAUCACCUACUUUGACCCGCCAGACUACACCGGGAUGGAGGCCUACGAGAUCUGGCUGCUGGCGCAGAAGCUUCCGCGGCUGCCGCUGCCGCUCGUCGCGCUGCUGUACUCGUACGGCUUCUCGGCGAUGCGCAUCAUCCUCGCGUUCUUCAUCCUCGACACAUGGCAGUACUUCUUGCACCGCGCAAUGCACACCUCGCGGUAUCUCUACCGCACGUUCCACUCGCGCCACCACCGGCUGUACGUGCCCUAUGCGUUUGGCGCGCUCUACAACCACCCGUUCGAGGGCCUGCUGAUGGACACGAUCGGCGCGGGCCUGGCGAUGAAGCUCUCGGGCCAGUCUGUGCGCGAGGCGCUCAUCUUUUUCACAUUCUCGACGCUGAAGACGGUCGACGACCACUGCGGCUACGCGCUGCCUUUUGAUCCGCUGCAGAUCUUGUUCCAGAACAACGCGGCGUAUCAUGACAUCCACCACCAGCAGUUUGGAAUCAAGACGAACUUUUCGCAGCCGUUUUUUAUUGUGUGGGAUCGUUGGUUGGGUACGCAGUAUAAGGGACCUAAUAAGCAGCAUAUCGGCCGGCGCGACCCGGUUGAGAAGAAGGAUGAGUAGUCCACUACUCCUAUCUUCCUCUAUUUUCUCUCUUCUUUCUUUCUUUUCUUCUUUCUUUCCUCUCUCUUUAAUCUUGGUCUUGUGAACUGUGACUACGCUCAGAUAGAGUAUAAUGAGUAUAAUAAUACAUCUCUGAUAAACAAU